AAUGUAACCCUCUCACUUGCAGCAGCGAAAAUGAGCGUUUCAUCUCGUACCAGAUCUAAACUAAAGCAAAGAGAUGAAGCAGCAACAUCCCUGUUGUUAAAUCUUCCUGAAGAAGUCCAUGAUGAGAUCUUUCUGAAGUUACCGGGGAAAUCCAUCUUGGUAUCCAGGUGUGUAUGUAAGCUUUUCUAUAAUCUACUUUCUAAACCUAAUUUCAUCAAGAAUCAUCUCAAUCGCACUAAUCAAAGCAAGAACAGCAACCCUAAACUCUUGUUUAGUCAAUCCUCGGGAGGUAUGCACCCUCUGAUUUACUCUGUACCAGUAGAUUAUCCUUCAAUUUCAUCACCACCACCAUCAGAUGGAGCUGUUCUGAUAAGUUACCCAAUUGAAUCUACCAGAAAUUAUCUUUUUGAAUUUUGGGGUUCAUGUAAUGGCUUGAUUUGCUCAAGAAUACUUAGUAUUGAUAGACCUUCUCAAAAUAGAAUUAUUUUGGAGUCUAAAUUCUGUGUUCUGAACCCAUUGACAAGAGAAUUUAAGGAAUUUAAGGAGCCCGAGAAUUGUAACGGUGGUGUUACCUACGGAUUCGGUGAGAUAAUGGUGAAUAUGCCAUUACCUGAAAAUAUUAUGCCGCGUACAGAUUAUUCCGGAAAAGUUUACAAAAAUGUUGCAGUGUGGGGCGACUGCAUCGGUAUAACUUGUAUUUGGGGAUCAGUUAAAAUUGAUGUGUGGGUGAUGCAGGAAUAUGGAGUAAAAGAAUCUUGGAUCAAAAAAUAUACCACAACCCAGCUACCAUCGCGGGCGCAAGAAAUUCUAUUUUGGAGGCCUCUAUGGUGCUUUAGCAAUAGUGAAAUUCUAAUAGACACUGGUGGCAGGCGAUUAUUUUUAUACGAACCAACAACUGAAAGAGUUAGAUUGGUGUUGGUCCAUGAUUUUAUUAUGAGCAAUAGUCGACAGAGCUAUGUGGAAAGCAUAGUCUCACUUGGCUCUGCUACUUAUCUAGAGAAGCGGAUUACAGAUGAGAUCGUGAAGUAUUCCAAGUGACAACGAUUGAGGUAAAAAAAUAUCACAUGUUAUGCAUUUUAUUUCAUUUCGUUUUGAGUCUGCAACUAUAAUUCCACCUUAGUUAUUUGGCUUCCACAACAUUUUGACGCUUUCUAUGUUUAAUUUGAUUUUCAAUACACUGUGUGUAACUGUGGAACAUUCAGGUAAUAGUUUUUGCUUGUUGGUAAACUUUGGUAGGAUAACCUUAUAGCAUCUCUAUUUUUCUAAACCUGUAUAUUCUUGUUACUGAUUAUCUGUCGCUUUGGUACAUAAGAAAACUGCCAGCAGUUUGUCUUCUCUUCAUUAAUUAUUGUCUCGCAAUUCAGUGGAUUUUUUUAGCGAAUGUGACAUUAGAAUUUUUGAAGUUCAUGCUGUACAUCAGAAUUUUCACAUACCACUUAAUGUUCUAAGAUUUCUCAUUGUAUCGUCUGGGUUUUAAUUGCUAUGAAUUUUUUCUUCCAGAAAUAUCUUUUGUAGACCUUGAAAAAGUCAUCCAGAUCC
Papaver somniferum (opium poppy) is the source of this 1539-nucleotide messenger RNA. Its product is annotated as F-box protein CPR1-like. The coding region runs from base 31 to 1038 and encodes 335 amino acids. Gene Ontology annotation, molecular function: ubiquitin-protein transferase activity; protein binding. Gene Ontology annotation, biological process: SCF-dependent proteasomal ubiquitin-dependent protein catabolic process. The record is from RefSeq and is a predicted model, not a curated record. The transcript has 2 exons. Lineage: Eukaryota; Viridiplantae; Streptophyta; Magnoliopsida; Ranunculales; Papaveraceae.